This is a messenger RNA of Nelumbo nucifera (sacred lotus), 1838 nucleotides long. Its product is annotated as tubulin beta-4 chain-like. NCBI's taxonomy places the organism in Eukaryota, Viridiplantae, Streptophyta, Magnoliopsida, Proteales, Nelumbonaceae. Gene Ontology annotation, biological process: microtubule-based process. Gene Ontology annotation, cellular component: microtubule. Gene Ontology annotation, molecular function: GTP binding; structural constituent of cytoskeleton; GTPase activity. The record is from RefSeq and is a predicted model, not a curated record.
UUUUCUAAUUUCUCAUCCCCGUCUCCCCUCUGAUCGAGCUCCUUUUCUCCUGCUUGAUCGUCGGAGUAUCACCGGAAACUCUGUACUUCUCGUCUCCUCAACUUCAAGUUGUUCCAUCCUUCAGUGACUGUCUUACCGGAAAAUUUUUUCUCAUUUGUUACAAGAAAGAUGAGAGAAAUCCUACAUGUUCAGGGUGGACAAUGCGGUAACCAGAUCGGGUCGAAGUUCUGGGAGGUGGUUUGCGAUGAGCAUGGCAUAGAUCCAACCGGUAGGUACACUGGAACAUCCGAUCUGCAGCUUGAGCGCGUUAAUGUCUACUACAACGAGGCUUCUUGCGGGAGGUUCGUCCCUCGUGCGGUGCUUAUGGAUCUGGAACCCGGAACCAUGGACAGUGUACGAACCGGCCCUUACGGACAGAUCUUCCGUCCCGAUAAUUUUGUUUUUGGGCAAUCUGGUGCCGGUAACAACUGGGCGAAGGGACAUUACACGGAGGGAGCGGAGCUUAUCGAUUCCGUUCUUGAUGUCGUGAGGAAGGAGGCUGAGAACUGUGACUGUCUUCAAGGAUUUCAAGUUUGUCACUCUCUAGGUGGAGGAACUGGUUCUGGCAUGGGUACUUUGCUCAUUUCAAAGAUCAGGGAAGAGUACCCUGACCGGAUGAUGCUCACAUUUUCUGUCUUCCCCUCCCCAAAGGUUUCGGACACAGUGGUUGAGCCAUACAAUGCAACCCUUUCUGUUCAUCAGCUCGUUGAAAACGCAGAUGAGUGCAUGGUUCUUGAUAAUGAAGCUUUGUAUGAUAUUUGCUUCAGGACUCUCAAGCUUACUACUCCCAGCUUUGGUGAUCUGAACCAUUUGAUCUCUGCAACCAUGAGUGGUGUUACCUGCUGUCUCAGGUUCCCUGGGCAGCUGAACUCUGAUCUGAGGAAGCUUGCCGUGAACUUAAUUCCAUUCCCCCGUCUCCACUUCUUUAUGGUUGGAUUUGCCCCCCUGACCUCACGAGGUUCUCAACAAUAUCGGGCUCUGACUGUCCCAGAGUUGACCCAACAGAUGUGGGAUGCCAAGAACAUGAUGUGUGCUGCUGACCCUCGCCAUGGCCGCUACCUUACUGCCUCAGCUAUGUUCAGAGGUAAGAUGAGCACUAAGGAAGUGGACGAGCAGAUGAUCAAUGUGCAAAACAAGAACUCGUCCUACUUUGUGGAGUGGAUUCCAAACAAUGUUAAGUCUAGUGUCUGUGACAUUCCACCAAGGGGACUGUCAAUGGCAUCUACCUUCAUUGGAAAUUCUACUUCAAUCCAGGAGAUGUUUAGGAGGGUGAGCGAUCAGUUCACGGCAAUGUUCAGGAGAAAGGCUUUCUUGCACUGGUACACUGGUGAGGGCAUGGAUGAGAUGGAGUUCACAGAAGCAGAAAGCAACAUGAAUGACCUUGUCUCGGAGUACCAGCAGUAUCAGGAUGCAACUGCUGAUGAGGAAGACGAUUACGAGGAUGAGGAUGAGGAAGGUCUGCAGGAGAUGUGAAGAACCGAACCAGAAAAUGAGCGUCUUUAAAGUUAAACUCUAGUGCCCUCUGCGUUGUGAAUUGUGCCUUUUAGCUUUGUCUACUCGAUGUUCACUAAUUAUCAAGUGCUUGGAAUAUUUGAUUUCAUCUGCAUGGGGAAUGGGGAUGACUGCUUACCCUGCCCGGAAUAUUAAAAGGUUCUCAUCUUUUCUAUGCUCUUUGGUCGCAGGCGAUAUAUGUAAGAAAGUUAAAACCUGUUUUCUUUUGAUACACCUUAUUUUAAAACAUCACUUGCACUAGUGUGUAUCAUUUAUAUUUAUUAAAGUUACUCGUCCCAAAUUCAUCA